CAUAGCUUUUCAUCACACACUCGGACCUGAGCUGAUCCACCACUACAGCCUGCAGUUGCAGAUCGAGAGAAGCAAAACCAUGGCGUCGUCCAAGGCGCUCCUAGUGCUUGCGCUCCUGCUCGCUGCUGCCUUCCUUGUCGCCUCAGCUAAUAACGAGCACACCCAGCCAAAGGAGGAGGAGAACAAGCAGGCCGGCGUGCAGGACUACCACGGCGGCGGCUGGCGCGGGGGAGGCUACCCUGGCCACGGCGGCGGCUACCCUGGCCGCGGCGGCGGGUACUGCCAGUGGGGGUGCUGCAACCGCGGCUACUACGGCGGCUGCCGCUGCUGCUCACGCCCCGACGAGAUCCCGGAGCCCAUGUACCGCCCGGAGUUCGUCGAGGUCCACGACUGAAUAAUGAAGAAGCUGCACGGCCUCGUUGCCAUGUACUAGUCGAUCGGUAAAAGUAUGGGUUGAACAAUAAAGGCAUGCAUAUAUAUAUGUAUGCAAUUGUGCGUGUGAAUGUAUGUCCGUGUGUGGUGGUUGGAGUCGAUAUGCAGUAGAAUGUAACUCUCAUGCAUGUAUAGUAGUGCAUGCCGCCUUCGAAUAAAAAUAAGAGAGUCGUUGUUGCUAUA
Messenger RNA from Panicum virgatum (switchgrass), 615 nucleotides. Its product is annotated as glycine-rich cell wall structural protein-like. The transcript has 2 exons. The record is from RefSeq and is a predicted model, not a curated record. NCBI's taxonomy places the organism in Eukaryota, Viridiplantae, Streptophyta, Magnoliopsida, Poales, Poaceae. The coding region runs from base 80 to 394 and encodes 104 amino acids.